Messenger RNA from Heterostelium album PN500, 1683 nucleotides. RefSeq names its product armadillo repeat-containing protein (gene armc8). Gene Ontology annotation, cellular component: GID complex. Gene Ontology annotation, molecular function: protein binding. The coding region runs from base 1 to 1683 and encodes 560 amino acids. Lineage: Eukaryota; Evosea; Eumycetozoa; Acytosteliales; Acytosteliaceae. Gene Ontology annotation, biological process: proteasome-mediated ubiquitin-dependent protein catabolic process. The transcript has 6 exons. The record is from RefSeq and is a predicted model, not a curated record.
AUGGAUGAGAAAUCAUUAAGUGCAAUUGAAUUGUUAAAAAACAGACAAAAUAAUUCUUUGGAAUCUGUAAUUGCAGCUUCUAAAUAUAUAAAGAAUAUAAUUAUUGGAAAUUCAAAGAAGAAAAAACAAUUUCUUGAACAAGGUCUUCUUCCAAUAUUUGUUGAUAUUUUACAAAAAGAUAAAGAUGAAACUCUAUUAAUUCAAGCUGCUAGUGUUAUUGGUAGUUUCGCAUGUAGAUUGGAUGAAGGUUCUAAAAAAGUAUUUGAAUCAAAUGCAGUACCUGCAUUGGUUACUUUAUUGUCACAUCGUAAUCCAAAAUUGGUAGAAUCUGCAGCUAGAUCACUAAAGAUAUUAUUGCUAUACUAUAAUCACCCGACUACAUUCAUCUAUGAGGACGAUGGUAUCAAACUGUUGGUUACUCUUUGCAAACAUCCAUUGGAAUCGAUCAAUGAGAUCUCUGUAACUAUUCUAGCUAGAGCAUGCGAAUCUCUCAUAAGAAAUCCAGGUAAAUUCGAUAUGACAAUCACACAAUACCAAGCAAAAGUACAUAGAUUCGGCGGAUUAGAUUCGAUCAUCUCCAUUCUAUUAUCUUCCAAGUCAAAGGUACAGGAAGCAUGUCUCUAUGCGAUUGAAUUGUUCACACGUGACAACAAGGAGCUUUCAUCAUAUCUCAUUACAAGAUCGCCAGACAAUAUCGAGCUAAGAACAAUCAUCCAGCUCACCAAAGACAACUCACCGAGAACUCAGCUUUUGGCAGCAACAUGUAUUUGUAAUCUCUACCAAACCAAAGUAUUGCCAGACUCCUAUGAUUCAAGCAGUAGUGAGAAACUACAGGAAAAUGCUCUUAGUGCUAUUGCUGUUCUAUGCUCUAUGCGUGAUGAUAGUAGGAGACAAGUGGCUGAUCUCAAGCUGAUUCCCAAUAUCGUUAGCUUCUUACAGUCAAACAACCAGGCCAUUAGAGCUGCUGCUUGCAGAUGCGCACGUAGUCUAUCGAGAUCCAUCAAACAUCUACGAACUUCAUUGUAUGACUCCUCAAUUUCACUGUCGGUUCUUAAGCUCCUCGAUGACCCUUCGCUGGACGUAAGAAUUUCAGCGACAGCAACCAUGUGCAACCUGGUUUUGGAUUUCAGUCCUAUGAAACAGACUGCCAUUGACAAUGGUGUAGUGAAGAAAUUGGUAGAGUUUACAGACGAAAAGGUGGAAUACCUACUUAGACUAAACUCUAUCUGGGCACUAAAGAAUCUUUUGUAUCUAGCCGAUACUCCAAUUAAAGUCACAGUGCUCAAGGAGUUGACCUAUGAAAGACUACUCACACUUUUGAAGGAUCCAAAAACACCAAUCGUUGAGCAGGCUCUCUCAAUACUUAGAAAUCUUGCUUACAAGGACAACUCUGAUCUCACCACUUGCGAAGCCUCAAACCAAGAAAAACAUAGAAAUACUAUCAUGUCAAGCAUGAUUAUCAUACCUAAAAUUGGUGAUUAUUUUAAUCAUAGAAAUAAUGAAAUUAGAAAUAUUGCAAUUUGGUGUAUAACAAAUUUAUUGGAAAAUGAUAAUGGUACACAAGCAAGAUUGUUGAAACUAAAAGAACUUGGAUUCUAUGAAAAAAUUGUUACAGCUCUUGCCAAUGAUCAAAAUGAAGAAGUGAAAAGUAGAGCAAAAGAAGCAAUUAUUAGAUUCAAUUAA